AUGUCACGUCUAGAUGGAAAGGAAGUUGAUGAAGGAACCUGGGAAACUAAAAUCAGUAACAGAGAGAAGCGACAGCAGCGUAAACGAGACAAAGUGCUGACAGACGGUGCCUCAGGAGAGUCAAAUCUCCAGGGGGUGGAAAAUGCAGUUACUGUAUCCAUUGAACAACUGAUGCCUACACCAUCACUUCCAGUUGGUCUCAGAAAAAAUAAAGGUGAUACACUUCUGAAUGCACAAGUAAGCAGCUCUAAACCUGCAAAGGGGGAGCCAUCAAUUCCACAAGUUUCCCCAGGAUUGACUGAAAGCCAUACAGUAAAUGGAGGAAGUUGGAAUGAGAAGUCUGUAAAAAUCUCCUCACAGAUUGGUGUUGGUGAGGAGAAAUGGACAUCUGUUCCUUCAGCUGCAUCUGGGAAGAGGAAGACUGAGACAUCGGCUUGGGGCCAGGACACUGGAGAUCCUAAUGGAAAUGGAAAGGACUGGGGUGUAGCCCUAGUGGGUAGGCCCUGGAAAGAGCGGUCUUUAUUCACUCCUAUUGAAUACAUCAUGCCUGACCAGGUUGAUUUGCUUCUGGUAAAAGGACUAGUUUUGUGGGUGAGGGCAGGGCCUGAUGAAUUUAGUAGUGCUGCCAACACCAUUUCUCACAGUAUUAUUGUGUCCAAGUUAGGACAGUUGGGCUCAAAG
Apaloderma vittatum (bar-tailed trogon) is the source of this 681-nucleotide messenger RNA. RefSeq names its product protein LYRIC-like. The annotation marks the transcript as partial. Gene Ontology annotation, cellular component: nucleus. Lineage: Eukaryota; Metazoa; Chordata; Aves; Trogoniformes; Trogonidae. Gene Ontology annotation, biological process: positive regulation of angiogenesis; negative regulation of apoptotic process; regulation of transcription by RNA polymerase II. The record is from RefSeq and is a predicted model, not a curated record. The transcript has 5 exons. Gene Ontology annotation, molecular function: transcription coregulator activity.